This is a messenger RNA of Jaculus jaculus (lesser Egyptian jerboa), 2213 nucleotides long. It is a transcript of the gene Kcnj4, whose product is annotated as potassium inwardly rectifying channel subfamily J member 4. The record is from RefSeq and is a predicted model, not a curated record. Gene Ontology annotation, biological process: regulation of monoatomic ion transmembrane transport; potassium ion import across plasma membrane. Gene Ontology annotation, molecular function: inward rectifier potassium channel activity. The transcript is spliced from 2 exons. Gene Ontology annotation, cellular component: plasma membrane. Lineage: Eukaryota; Metazoa; Chordata; Mammalia; Rodentia; Dipodidae. The coding region runs from base 574 to 1908 and encodes 444 amino acids.
CGUUCCGAGGGCAUCCGGCAGGCACCACACCCCCAUCCCUAGUGUAGCCACAAGCUGCAGCUUGAUUCAACCCUGGGGAUUCCUUCUCGGCUUUCCAGGUGGGGAGACGGAGGGCUUGGCUGAGUACCCAGCAUCACUGGGUCAAGAGGGCAAAGCCAGGCCCGAAACUCAGUGGCCUGCAUCCCGACGGAGCUGUCCAGACACGUGGAAGGCACGCAGCGCUGGGCGCUGGCAGCUCCUGGGGUUCUGGGUCCAGCUCUGCUAGUAACUUGCUGUCUAGAGGUCUUGAAGUCCCUUCUCCUCUCUGGGUCGCAGAGAUGGGACCGUCAAAGUGGCUGUCACCAAGUAUGUAAAAGCAGCGUGUGAACUGUAAAGUGCCUUGCACAUGCCAAGGGCUAUCACCGGUGACUCUCCAGGUCCAUCUUGUCCUCUUCAUUCAUUAUCCCAGCCCCAAGGGCAGCCUGCGAGUCAACCAGCUGCACGGCGAAGCUGGGUGUCAGAGCCCUCCAUGCCCAGAGGGUUCAAGUCCUCAGGCCCUGCAUCUUCCCCGGGUGACCACGCCGGCCUCAGGUCAUGCACGGACACAAUCGCAACGGGCAGGCCCACGUGCCCCGGCGGAAACGCCGCAACCGCUUCGUCAAGAAGAACGGCCAAUGUAACGUCUACUUCGCCAACCUGAGCAACAAGUCGCAGCGCUACAUGGCGGACAUCUUCACCACGUGUGUGGACACACGCUGGCGCUACAUGCUCCUGAUCUUCUCCGCGGCCUUCCUAGUCUCCUGGCUCUUUUUUGGCCUCCUCUUCUGGUGCAUUGCCUUCUUCCACGGUGACCUGGAGGCCAGCCCCUCGGUGCCCGCAGCGGGAGGGCCCGGGGGCAAUGGCGGGGCGGCCCCAGCAGCCCCUAAACCUUGCAUCAUGCAUGUGAAUGGCUUUCUGGGUGCCUUCCUGUUCUCCGUGGAGACUCAGACGACCAUCGGCUACGGCUUCCGAUGCGUGACCGAGGAGUGUCCACUGGCAGUCAUUGCCGUGGUGGUCCAGUCCAUCGUGGGCUGUGUCAUCGACUCCUUCAUGAUAGGUACCAUCAUGGCCAAGAUGGCACGGCCCAAGAAGCGAGCGCAAACGCUGCUGUUCAGCCACCACGCGGUCAUCUCCGUGCGUGAUGGCAAGCUCUGCCUGAUGUGGCGCGUGGGCAACCUGCGCAAAAGCCACAUCGUCGAGGCGCAUGUGCGGGCUCAGCUCAUCAAGCCCUACAUGACCCAGGAGGGUGAGUAUCUGCCCCUGGACCAGAGGGACCUCAAUGUGGGUUAUGACAUCGGCCUGGACCGCAUCUUCCUGGUGUCACCCAUCAUCAUCGUUCACGAGAUCGACGAGGACAGUCCUCUCUAUGGCAUGGGCAAGGAGGAACUGGAGUCCGAGGACUUCGAGAUCGUGGUCAUCCUCGAGGGCAUGGUGGAGGCCACGGCCAUGACCACGCAGGCUCGCAGCUCCUACCUGGCCAGCGAGAUCCUGUGGGGCCACCGCUUCGAGCCUGUGGUCUUCGAGGAGAAGAGCCACUAUAAGGUGGACUAUUCACGCUUCCACAAGACCUACGAGGUGGCCGGCACGCCCUGCUGCUCUGCCCGGGAGCUACAGGAAAGCAAGAUCACCGUGCUGCCUGCCCCGCCACCCCCACCCAGUGCCUUCUGCUACGAAAACGAGCUGGCUCUCAUGAGCCAGGAGGAAGAGGAGAUGGAGGAGGAGGCGGCCGCUGCGGCGGCCGUGGCUGCGGGCCUGGGCCUGGAGGCGGGUUCCAAGGAGGAGGCGGGCAUCAUUCGGAUGCUUGAGUUUGGCAGCCACCUGGAUCUGGAACGCAUGCAAGCUACCCUUCCGCUGGACAACAUCUCCUACCGCAGGGAGUCGGCCAUCUGACCUCCAGGCCCCGCCCCUCGUGUCCCCUCCCGCAAGAACCUGUGCUGGGGGUGGGGAGCCAGGACGCACCUCCCACUUUCAGGACAGAGCUGAACCUGGGGGCUUGCGGGGGGGGCCAAAGACCCAAGGGGGACCCCUUCCUGUGGACUACAGAGCCCAGAACUGGGAAGGACCCAGGUAUUAGGGCCUGUUGGCCUGUGCUCCCCAGCAUCUCCCCACGGUGACUUUGGGUCCCUAGACCUCCCACCCUUUCCCCACUGACCCUUCAAGGAUGUUGCCCCCUUUACUCUCAGGACCUUGGGGAA